UCCUCCAUAUGCGCUACUGCAGCUCGUGUGGUCUUAGUAUUACUAUAGAAAAACAAUGCAAUGAUCUAAAUGGUGGAUUAAAACUGAAAGUAAUCGGCCAAGCUACCUAUAGGAUCUUGUGAUGGACAUGGAUAUAAUACCUAGGAAGAGGACAUGGCUCCCCGAAUCUCAUUAUUACCCCAGAUUUCCCCAAAUCCCACAUUGUACCCCGAGCCGUCCAUUCUAUCGGUCACCACCGAUACGGGGGUAAAAAGGAGAAUACCUAAUAAUCGACACACGGAUCUAUAUAAGCGGCACCCUCCUCUACGUCCUAUGUAUCUAAAGUAAGCUUUCUAAGUGAGCUUCUUAUGUUCACCACAAUACCCAAUAUUCUCUUUCUUGGGAAAUUUUCCACCAUCUCGACUAACUAUGGCAGCUCAUUCACACAUUCAUAGUGUCCAGAAGGUGGCCGACCAGGAGUUAGAGGAGAAGCUAGGCCAUACUGCUGUCCUCGAUGCCAAGAAAGCCACGGAUGACGAGCAUUCCCAGACGCUAUGGCAAGGCCUACGAGAAAAUCGCAAAGCCGUUCUCUGGUCUAUCUUGCUUUCUAUGACCAUUAUAAUGGAAGGUUAUGACGGCAUUCUUAUCGGUAAUUUCUUUGCCUACCCCGAGUUCCAGAAGAAGUUCGGACAGUAUUUUGGAGACAAAAUCGGCUGGCAGGUCACAGGAGAGUGGCAGACGGCUCUAAAUAUGGGUAGCACGGCCGGUGCUGUCGUUGGCGGGCUAAUAAAUGGUUACAUGGCCUCUAAGUUUGGAUAUCGAUGGACUUUGAUUGUAUCUCUUGGGGCGCUUAAUGCUUUUAUCUUUGUCGUCUUCUUUGCUCCCGGUAAGGAGGUGCUACUCGUCGGUCAAAUCCUCUGCGGUUUGUCUUGGGGAGUAUUUGCGACGCUAGCCCCCGCGUACGCAUCCGAAGUCUGUCCUACCAACUUACGCGGAUACCUCACUACAUACGUCAAUCUUUGCUGGGCUAUUGGACAACUACUCGCUACAGGAGUAUUGCGCGGAUGCCUCAACAUACAAGGUGAAAUGGGUUAUCGUAUUCCGUUCGCCAUUCAAUGGUUAUGGCCGAUUCCUCUCAUGGUGGUGUGCUUCUUUGCGCCAGAGAGUCCGUGGUGGCUUGUUCGUGCAGAGCGUCUCGAACAAGCUAAGCAUUCCAUUGUAAGGCUCAGUGGCGAGAAAACGGACGAACAAAUAAAUAACCAACUCGCCAUGAUGGUUCAUACAAUCAGAAUCGAAGCUGAUGCGACAAAAGGCGCCACGUACCUGAACUGCUUCAGGGGCCCAAACUUGAGACGUACGGAGAUCGUUUGUGUUGCAUUCAUGGGGCAGAUCCUUUCUGGUAGUAGUUUCGCGUAUACGCCGACUUACUUCUUCACCACUGCCGGCAUGGAUACUGCCCAAGCUUUCAAUCUUAGUUUAGGGGCAAAGGGCAUAGCUUUCAUAGGGACGGUAUCAUCGUGGUGGCUUAUCUCAUAUUGGGGUCGACGACCUUUAUACGUCGGUGGUAUAGGUUUGCUAUCCCUAAUCCUCCUCCUCAUUGGAAUACUUGAUGUCUCUGCUGGAAAAAGGGGUCUCUGGCCAUCAGGUGGACUCUGCGUUCUCUGGCUGUUUGUGUAUUCCCUUACAAUAGGACCUUUAGCAUUCAGUAUCAUCGCAGAAACCUCUUCUGUCCGACUAAGGCCUCUUUCGGUCGUACUAUCUCGCACGUCUUACCAACUCGUCAACAUCAUCUCACAGUUUUUGCAGGCGUAUAUGAUGAAUCCUGUCGAGUGGAACUUACUUGGUAAAACAGGCUUCUUCUGGGGUGGGACUGCUUUUUGCGUCUUCGUCUGGUCGUAUUUUCGCCUGCCUGAGGUGAAAGGCCGGACAUACGAAGAGCUUGACAUCCUGUUUAUGAAUGGAGUUCCAGCGCGCAAAUUUGCAACCACACACGUCGACCCGUAUGCUGCCCCUGCUAUAGUUGGUACAGGGGAUACAGCGGAAGUUAAGCAGAAGGUUCAAUCCACGCAAGACUAAGUACAGUAUUUAAGACGACUUGCAGAUAGUAGCUGCUUCUAUCCUAGUACGAUUACAAGGUUGAGGUCUUCGGAUUAAUCUAGAACACCGACAAGAAUUAUUUGGUGUAAUAAAAUCUACCGACCCAUUUCCGACGGAGUCUAAGACUUUCCAUCUGCUUUAAGUUAGGAACUUGGAAGUAUCGAAGAACUUAUCUGCUCUGGGGUUAUGUGAACUUGUGAUCCCUUAGCGUCCCGAGUC
Messenger RNA from Annulohypoxylon truncatum, 2295 nucleotides. Its product is annotated as sugar transporter. The transcript has 6 exons. Gene Ontology annotation, cellular component: membrane. Gene Ontology annotation, molecular function: carbohydrate:proton symporter activity. Gene Ontology annotation, biological process: transmembrane transport; carbohydrate transport. Lineage: Eukaryota; Fungi; Ascomycota; Sordariomycetes; Xylariales; Hypoxylaceae. The coding region runs from base 409 to 2055 and encodes 548 amino acids. The record is from RefSeq and is a predicted model, not a curated record.